This is a messenger RNA of Grammomys surdaster, 2477 nucleotides long. RefSeq names its product acetylcholinesterase (Cartwright blood group) (gene Ache). The record is from RefSeq and is a predicted model, not a curated record. Lineage: Eukaryota; Metazoa; Chordata; Mammalia; Rodentia; Muridae. Gene Ontology annotation, molecular function: acetylcholinesterase activity. Bases 1 to 1845 code for a protein of 614 amino acids. Gene Ontology annotation, biological process: acetylcholine catabolic process; choline metabolic process. Gene Ontology annotation, cellular component: plasma membrane. The transcript has 4 exons.
AUGAGGCCUCCCUGGUAUCCCCUGCAUACACCUUCCCUGGCUUCUCCGCUCCUCUUCCUCCUCCUCUCCCUCCUGGGAGGAGGGGCAAGGGCUGAGGGCAGGGAAGACCCGCAGCUGCUGGUGAGGGUUCGAGGGGGCCAGCUGAGGGGCAUCCGCCUGAAGGCCCCUGGAGGCCCAGUCUCAGCUUUUCUGGGCAUCCCCUUUGCAGAGCCACCUGUGGGCUCACGUAGAUUUAUGCCACCAGAGCCCAAGCGGCCCUGGUCAGGCGUGUUGGAUGCUACCGCCUUCCAAAAUGUCUGCUACCAAUACGUGGACACCCUGUACCCUGGGUUUGAGGGUACUGAGAUGUGGAACCCCAACCGAGAGCUGAGUGAAGACUGCCUGUAUCUUAAUGUGUGGACACCAUACCCCAGGCCUACUUCUCCCACACCUGUCCUCAUCUGGAUCUAUGGGGGUGGUUUCUACAGUGGAGCAUCCUCCUUGGACGUGUAUGACGGCCGGUUCCUGGCCCAGGUUGAGGGAACCGUGUUGGUAUCUAUGAACUACCGAGUGGGAACCUUUGGCUUCUUGGCCCUACCAGGAAGCAGAGAAGCCCCUGGCAAUGUAGGUCUGCUGGAUCAACGGCUUGCCUUGCAAUGGGUGCAAGAAAAUAUUGCAGCCUUUGGGGGAGACCCGAUGUCAGUGACUCUGUUUGGGGAGAGUGCAGGUGCAGCCUCCGUGGGCAUGCACAUCCUGUCCCUGCCUAGCAGGAGCCUCUUCCACAGGGCUGUCCUCCAGAGUGGCACACCCAACGGGCCCUGGGCCACUGUGAGUGCGGGAGAGGCCAGGCGCAGGGCCACGCUGUUGGCCCGCCUUGUGGGCUGUCCCCCAGGUGGUGCUGGUGGCAAUGACACUGAGCUGAUAGCCUGCUUGAGGACAAGGCCCGCUCAGGACCUGGUGGACCAUGAGUGGCACGUACUUCCUCAGGAAAGUAUCUUCCGAUUUUCCUUCGUGCCUGUGGUGGACGGGGACUUCCUCAGUGACACGCCGGAGGCCCUCAUCAACACUGGAGAUUUUCAAGACCUGCAGGUGCUGGUGGGUGUGGUGAAGGACGAGGGCUCCUACUUUCUGGUUUACGGGGUCCCAGGCUUCAGCAAAGACAAUGAAUCUCUCAUCAGCCGGGCCCAGUUCCUGGCUGGAGUGCGGAUCGGUGUGCCCCAAGCAAGUGACCUGGCGGCCGAGGCUGUGGUCUUGCAUUACACAGACUGGCUGCACCCUGAGGACCCUGCCCACCUGAGAGACGCCAUGAGUGCUGUGGUAGGCGACCACAACGUUGUGUGCCCUGUGGCCCAGCUGGCUGGGCGACUGGCUGCCCAAGGGGCCCGGGUCUAUGCCUACGUCUUUGAACACCGUGCCUCCACAUUGACUUGGCCCCUCUGGAUGGGGGUACCCCAUGGCUAUGAAAUCGAGUUCAUCUUUGGGCUCCCCCUGGAUCCCUCUCUGAACUAUACCAUGGAGGAGAGAAUCUUUGCUCAGCGACUUAUGAAAUACUGGACCAAUUUUGCCCGCACAGGGGACCCCAACGACCCUCGAGACUCCAAGUCUCCACAGUGGCCACCGUACACCACUGCCGCGCAGCAGUAUGUGAGCCUGAACCUGAAGCCUUUGGAGGUGCGGCGGGGACUGCGCGCCCAGACCUGCGCCUUCUGGAAUCGCUUUCUCCCCAAAUUGCUCAGCGCCACCGCCACGGAGGCUCCCUGCACCUGCCCAAGCCCCGCCCAUGGGGAGGCUGCCCCGAGGCCCGACUUAUCCCUGUCCCUUCUCUGCUUCCUUUUUCUCUUCCACUCCGGGCUUCCGUGGCUCUAACUACAACCCUUUCCCCUUCUGGCCUCAGAGCACACUCAGUCUAGUGUGUGGCUGAGAAGAAGGGGCCCCUCUCAGGGAUACAGCACCCCACGCCAUUCUCAAGACAAACUGGACAGACUCAGGGACCUUUGUUUAAACAAAAAUUAAAAAAACAAGGGUUUUUUUUUUUAAUGUAAAAAUUACCCUUUGGAGCUUGAGCCUGGUGUUGAGGGGGAAAGAAUCCAGGACUAGUCGGCGCCAGCCAAUGGGCCUGUAUCUUCUCUCUUUUCCCCAACAACCCAUGGACCCUCCUCCCAUUUUGAUCCUGUCCCUCCCCUCAUCUUCCGGUGGUUUUUCUCCUCUCUCCUUCCUGCUACACUUCACCUCUACCUUCACUCUCCGGAUCAUCCACUGGUCUCUUUCCACCACCCUACUCGGCCUCCGACAAUGCGGGUAUGCCGGCGCACUCACGACCGAUCUCCACUACCCGACCUGUUCCGUUUCUUCCUCCCACUCCUGCGGGGUGCCCUGGCCGCAGAUACGCUGGACGAGGCGGAGCGCCAGUGGAAGGCCGAGUUCCACCGCUGGAGCUCCUAUAUGGUGCACUGGAAGAAUCAGUUCGACCACUAUAGCAAGCAGGAGCGCUGCUCAGA